CCAAAUAAGGAUUAAUUGGAUAUGUGUAUAUCAAUAUGUAUAGGAUGAUAUAUUGCACGGUGCACUACAUUGGCAAAUGAUUGAAAUUUUAUCACAUAAUAUUAGACAAGGUGCAAAAAAAUAAACAAAGUUUUUGAUAACUUAACUGUAAUUGUUUCUUUAGGAAAGGACGAGUCCGAGAAUGCUUAGAAAUAUUACAGGAAUACAUAUCGAGACUAUCAGUGUGGCGUGGUAUUUUAAAUCUAUGUCAGAGUUGUUUGACCUGUGAUAUUUUAGAAUUUAGAUAUCGGAGAUUCAUUGUCUAAUAUGUAUUGAAGUUCAACGAAAUUUCAACUGUCAUAGAUCACAUUAUAAUCCAUAGUCUUUCCAAGCAAAUUAUUAUUGAGAGUUCCAACUGAUUUACAAAGAAAUAACGGAAAAUUUUAUAAUGUCCAUAUUUUAUACAAUAAAUACUAUAUUAAUAAAGAAGAAAUUAUAUCUAAAAAGAAAUUAAUUAAUAAUAUAAGAUCUAGUUUUCUACCUUGUUAUGGUGGCUGUGCAAUUAUUUGAUCAUUGGCAUUCAAUUGAUCUUAAAACAACGUCUCUUUUUAUAUAAAAAUUUUGCCAAUGAGAGACUUGUAAAAGUAUAUAAUAAAAGAUGGCAAUAAUUUAUUUUUGUGCUCAUAUCCUUGGUAUUUGAUAGUUAUAAUGAUGGAUAUAUCAUUACAUUAUUCUACGGAUAUUAUAAUUAAUAAAAAAUAUAUUCUUUGAAACCAACAAAUAAAAUAAAAAGAUGGAUAGUUCAGAAUAUGAGACUGUACGAAAUAUGACACUUCUAUUUUUUUUUGAGCUUCUUAUGGAUAAAGGUGGUCCACGAACAUUACAUGACUUAAGCUGCCAGUUUGGAGCUAAAGGGUUUACAAAAGAAAUGCGCCAAAUAGCUGGUGGAUCACAAAGUGGCCUUAAAAAGUUUUUAGCUCAAUAUCCAAUGCUUUUUAUUAUUAAUGGCGAUUAUGUAUCAGUCAAUACAUUUCAACAAAUUGUAGAAGAAGAAAAUGGAUGUAAAUUAGGAGGUAAACGCGAUUACGCCCGAGAAGCUGUAGAAUAUUUUACAAAUAAAUUAAUGCAAUAUGGAGUUGGUACAGAAGUACCAAUAAAAAGUCUUCUAGGACAUCGGUCUCAAGCAUCUCCAGAAGUUAGACACAUUUCUGGUCAACAUUAUAAGGAGUUUAGAGACUUUCUUUUAAAAUAUUCAGAUGCUUUUGUAGUUACUGAAGAUAAUGUAAUGUUAAAGCAAUAUGAAGGCAUGAAAGCAGAACCUUUUGUAGAGUUAGAGCCUGAUAUACCUAUAGAUCCAGAAAUUACUGCAAAGUUAUUAGACUUUCUUUGUGAGUGUAUUGGACGGAAGGGUCCAAUCCUUGUAGAUCAAAUGUUCAAUAUAGUUAAUGAUAAAUUUUCUUAUGAAAAUUGGACCUCAAUAUUUAAAACACCACAGGAUUUGUGUACAUUUGUUAAAAUGUUCCCAGAUGCGUUUCAUGUUCAAAGCAAUUUAGUAACAUUAAUUGGAAAACCAAAAUCUUCUGUUACAGAAGGAAAAGCGAAAACAAGAUUUCCAAAUUCUACACGAAAUCAAAAUAGUACUACAAGUAAUACUCAGGCAUCUCAACAAACAAUUAAUUCAGAAUGUACUAAUAGCAAUGCUACAACUCAAAUUAAUUCUGUACAAAACUCUCAUUCCCCAUCGAUUGAAAGUAACAGUAGCUCUCCUCCAGUAAGCUUACAACAACAAACUUUGAAACAAAGAAUAAAUACACUUGUAAUGAAAACUUUAGCAGAUAAUACAGAAAAGGAUAGAAGUUUACAAACCAUGCAACUGGGAGAUGCUUGGAAAUUAAAGAUAUUGCAACAGACUAGAACAAUAGUAAAUGUCAGAGAGAGCCUUCAAAUUAUAGAAGAUAUAAUAAAUCCUCGUAAACCUCCUCCUGAUGGUAAAAUUGUUGUUUCAUUUGACUGCGAAGGAAUAAAUUUAGGAGUUAAAGGACAAUUGACACUUGUACAAAUUGGAACUAUGUCUGGUCAAGCAUAUGUAUUUGAUUUAUUUGCUUGUCCUGCCCUUGUACAUGCUGGAGGCCUUCAAAAACUACUAGAACAUAAAGAUGUUAUUAAAGUAAUUCAUGACUGUAGAAAUGACAGUGUCAAUUUGUAUAGACAAUUUAAUAUUAUGUUAAAUAAUGUUUUUGAUACACAGGCAGCUCAUGCUGUAUUGCAAUUUCAAGAAACUGGCAAACCUGUAUAUAAAGUUAAGAACGUUAAUUUGAAUACACUAUGUGAUCAUUAUGGUGCUCCAAGUAAUCCAUUAAAAGAACAAUUGAAAAAUAUCUAUCGUAAUAAUCAAAAAUACUGGUGUAGGCGUCCAAUAACACGAGACAUGCUCAUUUAUGCUAGCAGUGAUGUUCUAAGUUUGGUACCACAAAUAUAUGUCUGCAUGUCUAGACUUAUAAAACCAGAACUAGAAAGUCUUUUUAAUGAACUGUGUGAGGAGCAAAUUCAAUUACAUAUUAAACCUGUAGAAGUAAAAGCGCGAAAGAAGCAACGAAAAGUAGAAACAGAAGUUGCGGAUUUGAAAAAAAAAAUGGAAGAAGCAACUACUAAAAAUAUUGUUUUAAGUAAUCGUGAAAUUCGUCUUCUGCGUUAUCUUGAUCUUACCGAAGAUGAAAAAGAGAAACUAAAAGGUAGUUACAAAGUUGCAAGAAAGUUAGAAAAACUUGAAAACAUGAGUCAAGAUAAAGGAGAAAGUAGCGACGAUGAUUAUGAGGAUAAGAUUGAAGAUUCAGAAUAUCACAGUAUAGAAAGUUACACUUCUGAAAAUUCACAUUCUGGUGGUAUAUUAUCACCAAGGAAUUCUGAAACUCCAAGUCUUACAGAAUCAAUGCAAAUGGUGGAUGAAAUUCUUUCUGAUGGAAGAAUGGAUAGAUUUGAAAAAAUUGAAAAAUUAGAAGCUAUUCUUUCAGCUGUUACCGGUUCUACGACUGAUCAGUUUUCCUCAAGCAGUGCAGAUGUAUCUCCAACAAAAUGUAUAUGCUCGUGUAAAGAUAAAAAUAAAAGUCCACGAUCAGAUCGUAAUACUGGAAUUAGCGUGGCUUGCCAAACGUACAGUACAGGUGAUGUAGUAAUUACCAAAAUAUUUCUUACGGAAAAAGAAAGGGAACAUACGGAUUCAUUAAAUUCGCCAAAAAAGUAGAUAUGUCAUAGCUAUUAUGAAAGUGGUAAAGAAGGAAGUUGCCAUUGUUAGAUUUUUACGAGAAAGACGAAUAGGUGGUAAAAAAUUAAAAAAAAAAUUAUUAAAAAUUGAUCUAUUUUAUGAGGUUUGAUGAAAAUUGUAUAUUUAAACUAUCAGAUACAGUAAUUUUUUUCCAACUCUGAUGUUGUAAAUAAUCAGGAUUUAGGAGAAAUUUGUUUUCUAAUGAUAAAAAAUCAGUAUUGUAAAUUUUGUUUUUUUUAAUAGAGGAUUUUCUUUCUUUACAAUAGUAUAAGAAGGAAUAAUCGAAUUACAUAUUUACUAAUAAGAAUAUUUAAUAUUUUCUCGAAUAAUUUAUGUUGCUCCUCAGGACUAAAACACUAAUGUUGUUCCUCUGUAAAAAAAUACAUUUAAACGUUGUAAUAAUACUUCAAAAAAGAUUUUAUUCAUUUUUAUAUCGUUGUAGAAAUAUAGACUCUACAUUAUAUGUAGAAAAAUAUAAUUUUCUUAUGUCAAGUGUUGCAUUAAAAUCACUGUCUCAUAAUGUUCUUUUUUUUAUAUUUUUGUAUAAAAAUAUUUUUAGUUUUAUUGUAAAAUAUUUUUGAUAAUAUUCACUUUUAACAAAAGCUUACAAAAAUGAUUAAUAAAAUAAGUACAAAUAUAUAUAAUUAUCACAUCUCAUACAUUUGAUAUGCCCAAUUUUCUUGAAGUUGUGCACAUUUGUGCCAAGUUUACAAUUAAAAAAAAGUCUACAUGUUUUCGGUUUUGAUAAUAAACUAAUCUAAAAAUAGUUCUUACAAUAAAGUAUUUAAGCAUGACUAUAUUUUUAAAAAGUUAGUUGCAAUCACAAAAAAAAAAAGACACAAAUGUGAUAAUCUUAAGAUUCAGUUGUUUUUAAUGCAAUACUUUUCAAGAAUAUAGUAUCGCUAUUUAAUUUUUAUUUUUACAUUGGUCUAUCUUUUAAUUUUAGAUAUCAAAAUCUUAUUAUUCUUAUAAAUUGCAAAUAUAUAAAAUGUUUAAAUUGUAAAAAUUUUGUUUGAAAUAUUUAGAUAAUGACAAUUUUGAUCUUUUAUGUUAUUUCUCUUUUUUUUAUAAGUAGUUUGUUCUUUAUAAAUAGAAAACUAUAUAAACUUUGUAAGACAGGCUAUAAUUACAGUACAUGAAAUGAUUUUAAAUAAUAUAAUUUUUUAUUCUAUAAUAUGCUCUUUAACAGAAAUAUGCCUGUUAACAUUAUGUUUAUUGUCACGAUAUAAUUUUUUUUUCCUAAAUAUAAUAUUGAUCAAUAUGAUAUUAAUAAUAAAUUAGAUUCAGCUGCCUUAUUAUACUAAUGCAUUUAAGUUAUUUUAACUAAAACUGUAUUUUAAAUU
Messenger RNA from Frieseomelitta varia, 4584 nucleotides. It is a transcript of the gene egl, whose product is annotated as egalitarian protein homolog. The coding region runs from base 773 to 3220 and encodes 815 amino acids. Gene Ontology annotation, biological process: nucleobase-containing compound metabolic process. Gene Ontology annotation, molecular function: nucleic acid binding; 3'-5' exonuclease activity. The transcript is spliced from 8 exons. NCBI's taxonomy places the organism in Eukaryota, Metazoa, Arthropoda, Insecta, Hymenoptera, Apidae. The record is from RefSeq and is a predicted model, not a curated record.